AGCCGUCAUCGCCGAGGUGGGCUGCAGUGUGAGGAGGAAGCCGUGCGGGAGAGGCCGGACGGAGCCCAGCUGCUCUCCAGCCGUCAUACAGCGGGGGGAGGAAUUUCUCGCCCCCAGCAGUCCUUCUCGGCAGGUUCUGCCUUAAAGGUAAUCCGUCUAUCAAUGUGAAGUUAUGAAGCAAGACACAUCUCCAUGUGUGACCUAUUAAGAUGCUUUUGUAUAGCUCUGCCUGAUGAAUAGCAGGUCUCUUGAAGACUAAUGUCAACAAAUAUAAAUGGUCUUCCUGGAUUGCAAGCGUUUAACCAGAUUCCUAGAAUGAAGAUCCCCUUCACGUGUUAAAGAAACAUCGUACCAAAAUGCUUCAUGUUUUAGGCAUGCCAACCACCUAGAUUCAUGCACCCUGUCUGUACAGUUGUGGAUGGUUUACCAUCAGGAGGAACAGUAAGCUCAUUUCCUGGCCCGUUUUCUGUAUCUGAAAUGUCGAUUCUUCGCGCCUUAGGCCCAGUCCAGACAUGGCUGGGGCAAGAGUUGGAGAAAUGUGGUAUCGAUGCAAUGAUAUACACAAGAUAUGUUUUGAGUCUUCUGCUUCAUGACAGCUAUGACUACGACCUUCAGGAACAGGAAAAUGACAUCUUUGUGGGCUGGGAGAAAGGAGUUUGCAAGAAGUCAGGAAAAGGCAAGAAAAAGAACUCUGACCUCUCUGUGGAAGAAAUGAAGAAAAAGGCUGCAGUCCAAUGUUUGCUCUCAGCUUCUGAGGAAAGCACUGGAAUUGAAACAUUAGUGGAUGAGCUUUGCUCUAAACUGAAAGAUCUCCAGAGUAGCCAAGAAGAACAUCUUUCCAUAAAUAAAGAGGAGAAGAGCAACAAGGACCUUGAUCAAUCUGGAUCUCCCGAAGCUGCAUCCCCUGCAGGGAAGGAUCAGAUAGAAAUGUACUAUGCUGCUUUUCCACCUCUCUCAGAGAAGCCAGUUUGCCUGCAAGAAAUAAGGACUGUGUGGAACAAGUCCAAAGUUUGUUCUUCCAGUUCUUCCUCCUCUUCCACUGCCCCACAAACAAGCACGGAAACUCCAUCCCCAAAGGAUUGCAAUAGUGAAAGUGAAACCAUCAUUACCAGCACGAACAUUGGAGCUCCUAACACUGUACAGGGAAAGAACCAGCAACGUAAAGGCAAAAUCGAGAAGGAGAACAAGUUAAGAAAUGGUGCAAAUGACGAUAAAACUGCCUUAUGCAAAAGUGUCAGGCACAAAUGUAAUGGAAAGACUCGUGGUAGAUCCUGGUCAUCUGGGUCAAGUGAAGGAGGGUCAAGUUCAAGUGGUAAUCUGGGUGAAACAAAAAUGAGGCUCAUCAAAGUAAGACACAAAAUCCGUGAAGUUAGAAAUAAAAAGGGGAAAACCGGGCAAAAAAUUAAAACAAAAAGCGGAGAGAUGAAAAAUGUUGCAAGCAGCAGUAGCGUAGGUUCUGUCAAACCGCUCUGUAAAAGGGUGAAAAGACAGGUUAAAGAAUGUGUGUGUGAAAAUGAAGGAAAUGGCUUCUCAACAGAAAGGAAAAAGGAUACAGAAUUUAGAGAGGAGCCUUUGUGGUAUACUGAACCAAUCACAGAAUACUUUGUUCCUCUGAAUAGUAGAAGUAAACUAGAGACAACUUAUCGGAAAAGACAGGAUGACUUGUAUAACACUUCAAAGGAAAUUGAAGAGCUGUCUGAGUUUGUACAUGGCCUACAUUUAAAUAACCACAAUAUUCAUGAAACAUACCUCUCAGCGGGUACUUUUAUUGAGGGUCACUUUGUAGAAAUGCCUGCAGUUAUAAACAAGACGAGUGACCACACAGGGACCUCGAACUGUUCUUUUCAAGAGGACAAUUAUUUGGAUGAUGUUCAUCCUCUCGAACUCACACACUUCUACGAAGUGGAAAUUGAUCAAUCCAUGUUGGAUCCUGGUGCCUCAGAUAGAAUUCAAGGUGAAAGUCGUAUCUUAAAUAUGAUCCGACAGAAAAAUAAAGAGAAGUGUGACUUGGAGGCAGAAUCUUGCAGAGUGUUAAAUGAAGAGAGUUUGCAAGGGGAAAGUGCAAUAUGGAGAGAAUCAACCAGUUCUAUUGGUACUGAAGGCUUUUUCUUGCAAGACCAUGAUAAUUUGGCUCAAUUUUGGGACUCCAGUUCACCAUCAAGCUCUGCUGAUGCAGAUGGGGAGAGUUUGGGAGGGGACUCCCCAGAUAUAUUUUCCCCUUUUUUAGACAGCACAAAGCUUAGUACACACUCGCAUGCAGGCAAUCAAGAUAUAUUUUUUGAUGGAGACAACUCAUAUUUUUCAGUAUUUGAAGUGCAAUGCGGAAAUUCUGUCUUUUCGUUGCCCAUGGAAAAGAUGUUGAAUGAAAUGGGUAAACCAGAGUCUUGUUCCAGCACGAAUGGCUUUGGAAAAACACGGUCUCGGUUACUGAUAUGGACCAAAAAUAGUGCCUUUGAUGAAAAUGAACAGUGUUCGAAUAUUUCAACCAGAACCUGCAGUCCAUGGUCACACUCAGAAGAAGCUAGGUCAGAUACUGAAAAUUGUAACAAUACUUUAGAAGAGUACAGCUAUGUGUGUGCAGAUGAUAACAAUUAUGUAGUCCCAAGAGUGACCUUAAGUUUCCAAGGUGAAGACUUGGGUGUAAAAUCAAGAUCUUUUCUUCAAAAUGCAAUUUCAGGAGAGGAGUCUGUUGUGGUCACCACCAAGAAAUCAAAGUUAGAGUCUCUGUGUGGCAUAAAGCUAGAGAAAGAACAUCCAGAAAUGUCUAAUAUUACAGAGGUUGGUAAUCAAUGUAUCCAGCCUACACAUGAGUACAGCUCAGGGGUCAUUAAAGACAUUUGGGUAAAUUUGGCUGAAGGCAAUCUGGAAAAAAUAGAGGAUCCGUUAUUACCAGGAGACAUAAAUGUGUUUAGUUGUCAAGAUGCAGAAGAAACCUUCAAAGAGCCCAAUAAGGCUGUUCAACGAUCAGAAUAUCACCUGUGGGAAGGUCAGAAUGAGCUUCUGGAAAAAAGGGCAUUCCUCCGAAGCGAUUCUUCAAAUAUUGAUGCUGGUGACUAUACCACACCAUCUAAACCCUGGGAGGGUAACCAUGCAAAGGAAAAUUCUUUUCUACUUGGAGGUGUUUAUGGGGAGUUUAAAACCUUUAAUGGUGAAGAUGAAUGGGCUGUUGUCCCACCUAGCAUGGCCAAAGGAAGCUUGCUGGAAUGUGCUACUACAGAUGUUGUCACAAUAGCAGGCACUGAUGUUUUUAUGACUCCAGGAAAUAGCUUUGCUCCAGGUCACAGGCAGUUUUGGAAGCCGUUUGUAUCAUUUGAAGAGAACCACCCACCAAAAAGUGUAGAUAAAGGCUUGAACAAAGGCUUUUCUUUCAUACUACAUGAGAAUUUGCUUGGGGCGUGUAAUAAUUUUCAGUUAGAGGAGCCAGGGAUGGGGUAUACUUUCUCCUCUUUUGAUUUGAGCAAUCGUUUUUCACAAGUUCUUCAUGUUGAAUGCUCAUUUGAACCUGGCGGGAUUUGUGCUGGAAGCCCUGGUUUGAAACCAAAAUCAUUAUGUCUGGAUGCAGAUGGUGAUAUUGGCCAUCCAAGAGUUUUUGGUGUUGAGAGAACACAGUAUAGAUCAAUCAGAAUUUCUCCACGGACUCACUUUCGCCCAAUAUCUGCAUCUGAGCUGUCUCCUGGAGGAGGAAGUGAGUCUGACUUUGAAUCCGAAAAGGACGAGGUGGCUGUGCCUGCUAAUAGUGAAGAAGUGUUUGAUGAUCCCCAGAAUGACCUACAGCCACUAGAAGAUGAUGCAGAGAAUGAGGGGCAUUUUUAUGGAAAGGCUGAGUUGGAAUCUGGCAAGUUCCUGCCCAAGCUACAGAAGUCUGGAAUGGAGAAAAGUGCACAGACUUCAUUAGAUUGUCAAGAAGAAUCCUGUUGUGUGUUGUCGGUAGAUAAGGAAGACAACCUAGACUUCAGGAUUAUAGAGUCUUUUGAAAGGGAGGUGAUGGAGGACUCUAAAACGAACUGCAAAAUGCUGGAGUCUGAGUCAAAAAUGGACGAGAGCGCCAGCUAUCGAAUAGCGUUGAAUGCUGUGUCUGCUGAUCCGGAGGGACAAGAUCCUUCUGUGGACGUUGAUCUUCAGGGAGUUAAUGUCGUCAAGCAAAUACCGUGCUGGUGGCAAAAAGCAUUGUACUCCCCCUUGAUCUACGAAGCCUCAUGUGAAUCUCAUCAUGUGAAGAUCAAGGAAGAAAACUGUGAUGAUGGGAAUGUUAAAGAAAUUCCCAGUGCUGCAUGGCAUCCUUUAGAGAACCAGAAUGCUUCUGCAUGUAAUGAUGCCAAAGCUGACAUUGAAUAUGGUGCUGGAAUAAAUCCCAGCUGCUUCAGGAAGAAGAUGUAUUCAAGUGACAGCUCGAGUUCUGACACCUCUUCAGAUGACUUGCAACACUGGGCUGAUCUUUGUAGAGAAAAACUUUACUCCCGCACUCAGCUGUGAAAGGGCUUACAGCUGUAGUUGUGGGAAGGAACCUUGUCGUGGGGUUGUUGUGGUUUCUUUUCUUUUAAAUUUUUAUUUUUUUUUCCUUUAGUUUAUCUUAUUUUUAUUUUUAAUUUUUUUUUAUUUUUGCAAUUUUAGGUUUUUAUUUAUUUUCCACUCUAUUUUAGUAGCUGGCAUAUACAGCACAAUUUUUUUUUUUUUUUUUUUUUUUUCCUCUCUCUUACAACUGUUUUCACCUGUUUCACUUUGUAGAGCCUACACUAGAUUGUGUUGUCAGAUGAAGAAUGGAUGUGCAUGUGCUUGUGUUUGUAGAAUCACUGCUUUCAACAUCUAAAUUGCAUACCAUUUUAACCUUUUUAGCUAUAGCUAGAUUUACCAUCUUGACAUCGUAGAAAUCUGCAGUUACUUCUGCCAUUCAGAGACUUUUGAUUCUGGAAAAAAAUAUUCUCUAAAAACUAGGAGAAGAAAAAAAACACUGUAAUCAAUCAGUGCCUUUCUGAAUGCAGGAGAGAAUAGCAUGAGCGACUUGCCCUAUCUUCAUUUAAAGAAAAAUAAACAAAAAAAACAAGUUAGGAAAAACAAAAAAAUAGAUAAUUGAAGUAGAUGCAAUGAGAUUGUGCUUUAGAGACUUAAAGAAUACUGUGUUUUCUAUCCUAUGAUAAUUUGCCCUCACCAAGAGGAUAAUAUAGUUUGAUAUUAAUGCUAAUGGCAAUAGCCAAGGAUUUAGUAAAUAAUGCAUGUAUCCCUGUUUGCUGUGUACUUUGUUCUGUUUUUGCCCAUAAUUAAAUAAAAUCUUAUUUUAAACCAACAAAUAAAAUUAAAAUCGAAUUGUGCGUGUUGAGUUGACAAACAUAUUGGUGGCUUCAGACAAUGUCCUUGUAAGUAAAGAGUGCACCUAGCCCAGAUAUCCUCUCAAACGUUAAGUAAAAGAUGUUUUUUGUUGGUCUCAAUUAUGUCUGCCCACAGAACCCACAUGCUGAAAAGCAAGUUGUGCUAGAAAAACUUGGAAAUUCUGCUGCAGCCUGUAAAUGCCACAGAAGUUUUACUUCAAAUCCUGUGGCCAUUGCCAUUGGCUCUUUAGUAUUUGUUGCUAUUAUUUAGCCUAGUUAAUUUUAUGUUUUGUAAGAAUGCUAGAGAGCAAGAAUUUGUGUGUGGCAAAAAGAAACUCAUUUUAACAUACAUGUGUGGUUGUAUAUUGAUCUAUGUAUAA
Messenger RNA from Pelobates fuscus (common spadefoot toad), 5683 nucleotides. Its product is annotated as KIAA0232 ortholog. The record is from RefSeq and is a predicted model, not a curated record. Bases 394 to 4473 code for a protein of 1359 amino acids. NCBI's taxonomy places the organism in Eukaryota, Metazoa, Chordata, Amphibia, Anura, Pelobatidae. The transcript has 9 exons.